Paramecium sonneborni is the source of this 1017-nucleotide messenger RNA. The record is from the annotation of a GenBank genome assembly. Lineage: Eukaryota; Ciliophora; Oligohymenophorea; Peniculida; Parameciidae.
AUGAAAUCUUUUUUGAACAAUUAGUAAUCAGAAGUUCAAACCUUAAACACUUCACUGUUUCAAAAGCGACAAUAGUAUUUUUAAGAAUUAUUUUUGAUGAUUUAUUCUUUUUACAAUUCUUAACAUGAACUUUUUUUAGCUUAAACUCAACCCAAUUCAUCUCUAAGAAAGGAACUACUUAAAGAAAAACAAUAAAAUUAUGGAGAUGAAACUUAUUAAGAAUAUAAAAUAAUGGAAUAUUUAAAUUCUAAAUAACUAUAGAUGAAUCAUAAUUGUUAGAAAAACUUAAUUAUUUUUGAGCACUUUUACUCCUUAAAUGAAAUAAAUAAAGAUUUAUAAUUAGAUUGUUAAGAAUUUUCAAUUAAGAAAAAUUUUUCUGGAUUAAAAUACAAUAUAUUCAAUAAUAUUAAAUUGGAUGAUCAUCCCACACGAAACAGUGAACAUCAAAUUCAAGGAAGAACAGAUGGAUUAUAUUUGCUUAAAAGGCUUUUUAUUGAUUAGAAACUGAAUGAUAAUUCAUCAAAUAAAAAUUUUCUUUCAUUCUUAAUUUCAAUAACGAAAGAACAUGAAAAAGAGCAAAUGUAAAUGUAAUCUGAAUCAAAAUUUUAGUAAAAAUAAUAAUUACAACAAAAAUAGUAAUAAUAAUUUCAAUAACAAUAAUAAUAAUAGUAGUUUUAAUAAUAUUAGCUAAAUUAAGAACUAUAAUAUUAAUAUAUAAAAUAAGAACAAUAAUAAUUAUAUCAAUAAUAACAUGUAUAAUAAUAAUAAGAGCAAUAAUAAUAAUAAUAAGAGCUAUCAUAAUAACAAUAAUAAUAAUCACGUUUAAAUUAAAUUAAUAAUCUAAAUGAUGUUUUAUAAUAUGAUGAUGUUAGUUUCGAUUUUCAAAAUCAUAAUAUUUAAUAAAGAGAAGAUUUUAUUCUAGAUUAAUACUAAAGCGAAUAAUAGAAUCAAAGUGUACAAAAUUAAGAAAAAAUGAAAACUGAUGAAUAAAAGUCUAAUUUUUGUUCAUUAAUGUGA